Molecule: messenger RNA, 415 nt
Organism: Drosophila rhopaloa
Lineage: Eukaryota; Metazoa; Arthropoda; Insecta; Diptera; Drosophilidae
Gene: Vm32E
Product: vitelline membrane protein Vm32E
Exons: 1
Coding region: 6-317 (103 amino acids)
Source: RefSeq, a predicted model, not a curated record
UCAACAUGAAGAUCGUUGCUUUGAUUGUCGCUGCUUUUGUGGCCUUUGUCGGUGCCUCGUGCCCGAAUUCCGGGUAUCCGGCACCUGCCUGCCCCACGAACUACCUGUUCAGCUGCCAGCCCAACUUGGCGCCAAUUCCAUGUGCCCAGGAGCCAGCCGCCUACGGAUCCUCCGGAGCCUACACGGAGCACGUGCCCCUCUACGUGGGCAACCCCAACAAGGAGCAGCGGGAGCAGUUCCAGCAGAGGAUUGGCAUGGCGGCUCUCAUGGAGGAACUGCGCGGCUUGGGCCAGGGAAUCCAUGGUCAACAGUUCUAGUGGUGGGAUAACUUAAGGACAUUCGGUAGAUUGACCUGUGUAAACUGUAAUUGAACUGGAAAUACCACUGUAAAUAAAGCUAUUUAAAAAAAUAAUAA